This is a messenger RNA of Sebastes umbrosus (honeycomb rockfish), 1768 nucleotides long. It is a transcript of the gene thg1l, whose product is annotated as tRNA-histidine guanylyltransferase 1-like. Bases 275 to 1174 code for a protein of 299 amino acids. Lineage: Eukaryota; Metazoa; Chordata; Actinopteri; Perciformes; Sebastidae. The transcript is spliced from 7 exons. Gene Ontology annotation, molecular function: tRNA guanylyltransferase activity; magnesium ion binding. Gene Ontology annotation, biological process: tRNA modification. The record is from RefSeq and is a predicted model, not a curated record.
UCCUCUAUGUAAACCUGCUUACCUUAAUAUAUCAUCCACGAAUAACUUAGUAUAAUGGUGGAUUCUUGAAGAGAAGUGAACAAGCAACUGAGGACAAUAAGUUAUAUGUUUUUUAAUUAAUUAGUUUGUUAAUUUCAAGGUUUGUGCUCCGGAACCUUUUGUUCGUAGUGUCUGCGGCGUCACUACGAACAGAAUUCACUGACGGACCAACACAAACCAACGUGUGUGAGCUGACAACUGUCUCAGGAUAAAUGUAGAUAUCAGGAGCACUCUCAUGCUGAUUGAAAAGGCCUGCAGAUUUGGAGGACGUGUCAGGUCUUGUGUAGUCAAACCUUUGGCCCGUCUUUUCACCUGUCCCAGCAACAUGGCCAAGAGCAAGUUUGAGUAUGUCCGCAACUUUGAAACAGACGACACUUGUCUACGAAACUGCUACAUUGUUGUGAGGCUGGAUGGGCGCAACUUCCACAAGUUUGCAGAGCAGCACAAGUUUACAAAGCCCAAUGAUAACAGGGCCUUGGGCGUGAUGACCCGGAGUGCUCGCUCUGUCAUGGAAGAGCUGGAGGAUAUUGUCGUCGCUUAUGGUCAAAGUGACGAGUUCAGCUUUGUUUUCAAGAGAACCUCCACCUUCUUUAAGAGGAGAGCCAGUAAGCUCAUGACCCACGUGGCCUCCCAGUUCUCCUCCUCAUAUGUGUUUUACUGGAAGGAGUUUUUUGGGGAACAGCCCCUCUUGUACCCCCCCGGCUUUGAUGGACGCGUGGUCCUGUAUCCUAGCAACCGCAACCUCAGAGACUAUCUCAGCUGGAGGCAAGCAGAUUGUCACAUAAAUAAUUUGUACAACACAGUGUUUUGGACUUUAGUACAAAAGGGGGGACUCACCACAACCCAGGCAGAGGAUCGCUUAAAGGGAACAUUAGCUGCAGACAAGAAUGAGAUCCUGUUCUCUGAGUUUGAUAUCAACUACAACACUGAGUCUGCCCUCCACAGGAAAGGCACCACUCUCAUCUGGGAAAAGCGAGAUGAAACGGUCACCAAACGCAUGAAGCGACCCAACGAAGAGGAGAAGGAUGUGGCGGUGACUCGCAGCAGGAGGAGGGUGAACGCCCACCACUGUGACAUUAUAGGAGACCAGUUCUGGGAGGAACACUCGGACAUCCUGGAGGACGACAACUGCUAACGGCGGGAGAAAAAUACUGAGCUGAGUCGAGCCAGAGCGGUCGAAGUGGACCCAUACAAGCAGUGGACGGAUGUGGAUGAACGACUGUGUGUCAAAAAAACACACUACCCAUGAAGCAUAAUGCCCUUAAAGAGCUUUUUCUCAGACUUUGAUGACUGACUUUGUAUGAUUCCUUUCUCAUAGCCGGAACAUAUUCUUUCUUUCAUGUAUUAAACUUCUAUCAUAAUGUUCCCUUGAAGCAGGACCAUUUCUGCGUAAAUUGAUGAUGAUGCCUGUCAUGCUCAAAGGGAAGCAGAUGAUUUCAUAAUCUUUUAGAAGCAGGAUGUUGAGGACAAACACAGCAGUGUGAAACUGCCCCAGAUACUCCUAGUCUAGUGCAUGUAGCUCUACUAAGGUUGCUAUUCCAAAAAUAUAUCCUCAAAUGAUAUCAUGAAUGACAUUUAAAUACUACCAUCACUUGAUCUUUCAGCAUGUUUAACAUGAUUCCUCUUGGCUCACUGGUUUUUGCUGGGUUUGUUUUUUUUUUAAAUCUGUGUGGGCAUUUUUGAAUCUCAACUAUCCGUUUUGCUCAGGAGUUGUUAAUGUCUGAAUUUU